ACUCGUUCGGCCGUCGCUGCCGCCAUUUUGUGAGCUGUUCGUACCGCCAGUGCGGAAAGCUGUCUUGACGCAGUACUGCUCAUCGACAACGAGGCGGACUGGCAGCCCUGAGUGUCGCAGUCAUGCCGGCCGGACCCGUGCAGGCGGUGCCUCCGCCGCCGCCUGUGGCCACGGACCCCAAACAGCCUACAGAAGAAGAAGCAUCCUCAAAGGAAGAUUCUGCCCCUUCCAGGCCAGUGGUGGGGAUUAUUUACCCUCCUCCAGAGGUCCGGAACAUUGUUGACAAGACUGCCUGCUUUGUGGCCAGAAAUGGCCCUGAAUUUGAAGCCAGGAUACGACAGAAUGAGAUCAACAACCCCAAGUUCAACUUUCUGAACCCCAAUGACCCUUAUCAUGCAUACUACCGCCACAAGGUCAGCGAGUUCAAGGAGGGGAAGGCUCAGGAGCCCUCGGCUGCCAUCCCCAAGGUCAUGCAGCAGCAGCAGCAAGCCACCCAGCAGCAACUGCCCCAGAAGGUGCAAGCCCAGGUGAUCCAAGAGACUAUUGUGCCCAAAGAGCCCCCACCUGAGUUUGAAUUCAUCGCGGAUCCCCCCUCCAUCUCAGCCUUUGACCUAGAUGUGGUGAAGCUGACAGCUCAGUUUGUGGCCCGGAAUGGGCGCCAGUUUCUGACGCAGUUGAUGCAGAAAGAACAGCGCAACUACCAGUUUGACUUUCUUCGCCCACAGCACAGCCUGUUCAACUACUUUACGAAGUUGGUGGAGCAGUACACCAAGAUCUUGAUUCCACCAAAGGGCUUACUUACAAAACUCAAGAAAGAAGCUGAAAAUCCCCGAGAAGUCCUGGAUCAGGUGUGCUACCGAGUAGAGUGGGCCAAAUUCCAGGAGCGGGAGAGGAAGAAGGAGGAAGAGGAGAAGGAGAAGGAGCGGGUGGCCUAUGCUCAGAUCGACUGGCAUGAUUUUGUGGUGGUGGAAACAGUGGACUUCCAGCCCAAUGAGCAAGGGAACUUCCCUCCCCCCACUACCCCUGAGGAGUUGGGGGCCCGAAUCCUCAUCCAGGAGCGCUAUGAGAAGUUUGGGGAGAGUGAGGAGGUCGAGAUGGAAGUCGAGUCUGAUGAGGAGGAUGAGAAACAGGAGAAGACAGAGGAGCCUCCUUCCCAGCUUGACCAGGACACCCAAGUACAGGACAUGGAUGAGGGUUCAGAUGAUGAUGAAGAAGGGCAGAAAGUACCACCUCCUCCAGAGACACCUAUGCCUCCGCCUCUGCCCCCCACACCAGACCAAGUUAUUGUCCGAAAGGACUAUGACCCCAAAGCUUCCAAGCCACUGCCUCCAGCCCCUGCUCCGGAUGAGUAUCUCGUGUCUCCCAUCACCGGGGAGAAGAUCCCUGCCAGCAAAAUGCAGGAGCACAUGCGCAUUGGGCUGCUCGACCCCCGCUGGCUAGAGCAGCGUGAUCGAUCCAUCAGAGAGAAGCAGAGCGAUGAUGAGGUGUAUGCACCAGGCCUUGAUAUUGAGAGCAGCUUGAAACAGUUGGCUGAACGGCGUACCGAUAUCUUUGGUGUGGAGGAAACGGCCAUCGGCAAGAAGAUUGGUGAGGAGGAGAUCCAGAAGCCUGAAGAAAAGGUGACUUGGGAUGGCCACUCAGGCAGUAUGGCCCGGACCCAGCAAGCUGCCCAGGCCAAUAUCACUCUCCAGGAGCAGAUUGAAGCCAUCCACAAGGCCAAGGGCCUGGUGCCAGAAGAUGACACCAAAGAGAAGAUUGGCCCCAGCAAACCCAAUGAAAUCCCUCAGCAGCCACCCCCACCGUCCUCAGCCACCAACAUUCCUAGCUCAGCCCCUCCUAUCACCUCAGUGCCCCGACCCCCUGCGAUGCCGCCUCCUGUCCGCACCACGGUGGUGUCUGCAGUGCCAGUCAUGCCCCGACCUCCCAUGGCAUCUGUGGUCCGCUUGCCCCCGGGCUCAGUGAUCGCCCCCAUGCCACCCAUCAUCCACGCACCCAGGAUCAAUGUGGUGCCCAUGCCUCCCUCGGCACCCCCCAUUAUGGCACCCCGCCCACCCCCCAUGAUUGUGCCAACAGCUUUUGUUCCUGCUCCACCUGUGGCACCUGUCCCAGCUCCUGCCCCAAUGCCCCCUGUACACCCUCCGCCCCCCAUGGAAGAUGAGCCUACCUCUAAGAAACUGAAGACGGAAGACAGCCUCAUGCCUGAAGAGGAAUUUCUACGCAGAAACAAGGGUCCCGUGUCCAUCAAAGUCCAGGUGCCCAACAUGCAGGAUAAGACAGAAUGGAAACUCAACGGGCAGGUGCUGGUGUUCACCCUCCCGCUCACAGACCAGGUCUCCGUCAUCAAGGUGAAGAUUCACGAAGCCACGGGCAUGCCUGCAGGGAAACAGAAGCUACAGUAUGAGGGCAUCUUCAUCAAGGAUUCCAACUCGCUGGCAUAUUAUAACAUGGCUAAUGGUGCCAUUAUCCACCUGGCCCUCAAGGAGAGAGGUGGAAGGAAGAAGUAG
Chrysochloris asiatica (Cape golden mole) is the source of this 2504-nucleotide messenger RNA. It is a transcript of the gene SF3A1, whose product is annotated as splicing factor 3a, subunit 1, 120kDa. The transcript is spliced from 16 exons. Gene Ontology annotation, biological process: regulation of alternative mRNA splicing, via spliceosome; mRNA cis splicing, via spliceosome. The coding region runs from base 123 to 2504 and encodes 793 amino acids. The record is from RefSeq and is a predicted model, not a curated record. Gene Ontology annotation, molecular function: RNA binding; protein binding. Gene Ontology annotation, cellular component: U2 snRNP; U2-type prespliceosome; catalytic step 2 spliceosome. Lineage: Eukaryota; Metazoa; Chordata; Mammalia; Afrosoricida; Chrysochloridae.